AUGUCAUCCAGUCGCCGAAUUACUCGAAAUUCUCCUUCAAAAUCCCACAGUUCACAAAAGUGGCGCUCGACCUCACCUGUGGAUUCCUAUAGCGAUAAUUCGAGUGAUGGAACCCUCUACGAGGCAGAGAUUCUAAUCGAUGAUCUCGAUGAAGCCUGUUCCAUUACUUUCAAACUCAAGGAUCACGUAUGGGUCCGAACGCAAGAGGGUAAUUGGCUCCGCGGCACUGUGUCGGGCACAGGGAAAGAAAAACCUCUUACCCGACAUGCAAAUCGAACGGGAACAUAUUAUCCAGUCGUAUUCGGAACCAACAGCAACGUUCGGAAAUACUUUGCACCACUGAACGGCGAAAUCAAACCCGACUCAGAGGAUGUUCGGGACCUUCUAAUACGUGACGGAUGGCUAGAGACUGAGGAGGAGGCAGAUAAGCCUUCGUGGCUCUUAUCCCGAUGA
This is a messenger RNA of Laccaria bicolor S238N-H82, 453 nucleotides long. RefSeq lists its product as uncharacterized. The coding region runs from base 1 to 453 and encodes 150 amino acids. The record is from RefSeq and is a predicted model, not a curated record. Lineage: Eukaryota; Fungi; Basidiomycota; Agaricomycetes; Agaricales; Hydnangiaceae. The transcript is spliced from 3 exons.